Messenger RNA from Haemonchus placei, 1239 nucleotides. NCBI's taxonomy places the organism in Eukaryota, Metazoa, Nematoda, Chromadorea, Rhabditida, Trichostrongylidae. The record is from the annotation of a GenBank genome assembly.
AACUACUGUCAUUCAGGUGCCGGUGAUACUGUAUUGAAAUUGAAUAUCGGUGGUAUGUCGUUUCGGAUUCGAAUGACAAGCUUAUUUUCACGGACGGAAGAAGAAAAAUUGGUGACGUUUGCUCAGAUGGAUCAUGAGAAACGAGUGCGAUCAUGUGACGCCUAUAUCGUUGACGCUGAAGAAUACUAUUUCGAGCGAUCUUCAGUUUUAUUUGAUGCCGUUUUUAAAUAUUAUGCAACAGGCCAAUUACAUCGGCCGUUGGACGUUUGCCCUCAGGAAUUUGCCAAUGAACUUUCUUAUUGGAAAAUUCCCGAAUCUGUCAUGUCCAGCUGUUGUUGGCGUAGCUAUAAUCAGCUGAGCGCUUCAAUAGAAGAAUUGGCUCAUAAGAAGAACAAAACCCUUGAAAUGAAUGAUCGUUCAUUACGAAGUCGAAUACAUCAUUUCUGUGAAGGCGACGGUUCAUUACUAUCAACUCUAUUCACCUUUGGCAGCAUAUCCUUUGUAUUGAUCUCUGUUAUUGGCCUUAUACUUGGAUCGAUUCACGAAUUCCAGGUGCCAAUUGUAAAGCAUGGAAAGAUAUCUCAGCGUGUCAAUAACCUGAGUGCAGUGAACGACCCGAAUGUUAUUUGGGAACCGCAUCCAGUUUUUGGCUACAUUGAAACCACAUGCAUUAUAUGGUUUACAUUUGAAUUCAUUCUGAGAUUAGCUGUAACACCUUCGAGGGUACAAUUCCUCGUUGGGAUAAUGAAUAUCGUCGAUAUGGUUGCAAUUGUUCCAUUCUACUUAGAACUUGGUUUAGCCAUGUUCGGUGUCGAUGUUGCCAGUCUGAGUGAUAUCAAAGGUGCUCUAUUGGUGGUGCGUGUUUUGCGGGUACUUCGUGUCGUACGAAUAUUGAAACUCGGACGAUAUUCGUCUGGCAUGCGAACGUUCGCCUUGACAUUACGCAGUUCAGCCCGACAACUUGGAAUGAUGGGCAUGGUGCUAUCUACUGGUGUUGUGUUCUUUUCAACGUUACUCUAUUUCGUAGAGAAGGAUGAGGUAGAUACACCGUUCACUUCAAUUCCAGCUGCAUUCUGGUGGGCCAUUGUAACAAUGACGACAGUGGGCUACGGCGACUACGUUCCUGUCACUAUACCUGGAAAACUGAUCGCAUCUGGAGCGAUUAUCAGCGGUGUACUUGUGCUCGCAUUGCCUAUCACCAUCAUUGUCGACAACUUUAUGAAAGUAUCGGGAAAGUGA